Messenger RNA from Penicillium brasilianum, 1001 nucleotides. The record is from the annotation of a GenBank genome assembly. NCBI's taxonomy places the organism in Eukaryota, Fungi, Ascomycota, Eurotiomycetes, Eurotiales, Aspergillaceae.
AAGCCGAUAAAACGCGGGACGUCACCCCGCUGAUCUCAUCGUUCCCCAACAUUCCUUCUAUCCUCCCCCCUCUACUUACCCCAUUUCCUAUCUUCCGUCCAACCUUUCCACAAUCCCUCUCUUACCAAUUUAAUACCCCAAUAAUACAAAAACCAUGGCCUCCAACCCCCCUGGAGCAUGCUGCACCGUCGGUGUCAAGCACGAAGGCGAAGCUAAGGGUCAAUUCCAACAAGUCGGUGGAGUUGAUACUUAUGUCACUUACCCGACUGACCGCUCUACCAAGCGUGCCGUGCUGUUGUUGACUGAUGUAAUUGGUCAUCGAUUCAUCAAUGCCCAGCUUAUCGCUGACCAGUUGGCUGCGAAUGGUUACUUCGUGGUUAUGCCCGAUCUAUUCCACGGUGAUCCUGUGCCGCUGAAUCGUCCUGCAAACUGGGAUUUGAUGGCUUGGUUGAAUGGUCCGCCUGGUCAUCUGCUGCCGCGUGUUGAGCCUGUCGUCAAGGCCGUGCUUGGUGAGAUGAAGUCCGGCUUUGGUUGUGAGAGGAUUGGUGCUGUUGGAUAUUGUUUCGGGGCUAAAUACGCUGUCCGUCUACUUAAGGAGGACGGAGUGGAUGCGGCUUAUGUGGCUCAUCCUAGUUUCGUGGAUGCCGAGGAGCUGGCAGCGAUCAAGCGUCCUUUGUCUAUUGCUGCGGCUGAGACCGAUUCUAUCUUCCCGGCCUCGAAGCGCCACGAGUCCGAAGAUAUUCUGGCCAAGACGGGUCAGCCGUACCAGAUUAACCUGUUCAGUGGUGUUGAGCACGGCUUCGCAGUUCGUGCCGAUAUUUCGAAGCCGACCAUUCGAUUCGCAAAGGAGGCGGCAUUUACUCAGGCAGUGGCUUGGUUCAACCAGUACCUUUAGGUUGUUGGCUUUGGGUACAACCUUAACCUCAAGCCUCUGGGCUUAUAAUCAAGUUUGCUACAAAACAAAAUCUACUACCGUCUUUUUGAAAGGAUAAAAAAUCGGU